Molecule: messenger RNA, 3342 nt
Organism: Anthostomella pinea
Lineage: Eukaryota; Fungi; Ascomycota; Sordariomycetes; Xylariales; Xylariaceae
Source: the annotation of a GenBank genome assembly
AUGGCUUCAAAAGCACACCUUUCCGGUACUGACGGCCAUGGUUUCUGUGGCAAACCUUCCCUGUAUGGAGAGCUCAGAGAUGCUAUUUGUGUCCUAGCGUCACUUACUCCGACUGCCCCGAGCGACAGCACAGGCGUUGAGGGAUUCGAGGAAGGUUUCAAUAUCUCAGAACGUGACACUACAGACAUCGACAUCGGCGAACCGGAUGGGCAGUUUGCAGCGAACAGCGAUGAGGAACGACUCCAGAAGUUAAAGGAUGAACUGGUCGAUCGACUGUCGGAGAUGCUGGCCAGGUUCAAGUCGCCGCGAAAGACGGCAUUAAAAGACGCCAAAAACGUUUCUAGCGUCAUCUUGCUUGAAGCCGCAGAUCAGAGCAGUGUCACAUUCAUCUGCGCAAGGAACGAAGGUCUGGACAAGCAAGAUAAACGUGUCUUCCUGCCUGAAUGGAAGCAGCUGAUGGAGGAGAUGGCCUGUUCAGAUGAUAUCAACAGCAAAGCCUGCUCCAUUAAGAUGUUACGACUGGUACUUGACCAACAGAGGCAGCGCAUUGAAUACUACAUCGACCAAAUGAGGCUUGCUUUGAAGUCGGCCCAUGUUGGAGAGUCUGAUGGCGAAAAUGGGGAGCACCACAAUGAAAGCGCAGACGACCGAGCAGCAUCGCUUCUGGGCCGGUUUCUUGAGUCUGAAAAGACGACAAAAGGUAUCCUUCCACACUGGACCGAUAACCAUGGCUUGCGAUACAGAUUCCAUGGGAAGGACCAUGAGGAAAUUCGGGCUCGUACAGCUGCCGACUCGGCAUGGUCGAAUGCCAAAAAUCUUGCAGUCGAACUCGACCAGAUCGUCCCUCUAGCUUCUCAGAUCUGCAGCCAGGCACCGCUUUGUGAUACCGAUAAAGCUACCGCCCUGGAGCGACUGAUGCGCGCCGUGUUUAGUCUCUGGAAGACGAGUCAUGGUCGAGUCGUUCUGGAAUCUCACAUAACGUACCACUUCAAGCAGAGAAAGCCCCAGGCAAAGAAGUUCCACAUGUCACUUCUCUACCUUGCUCGAAUUUUAUAUGGCGUCGAAGUGUUCUCUAAUGCGGCCCGCCAGCUAAAAGGUAUUCAAGCUAUCAGUAUUAUGUGUAUGCCAUAUCACGAGUCCGGAGAGCGAGAGCCAAAGCGGAAUGAAACUCGGAUGGAGAUUUCGUCGGCUCUAGGUAUUUCUCUGCCCAGAAUCCCUGACGACAUUGGCAGGAGGAUCGAGAAGCACCUGCCAGCCAUCCGCGCCGAGGCCAAAGCUAGCAGGCACAUACAUGCCGAGCUGCAGGUAUUAUACCAUCUCGACGUUCUCUUCCCUACUGUAGAUUCAAGGCACAAAGCACAUCCAUACAUCGGAUGUAGCAGGCGCUGCUGCUUUCUUUGCGGCGCCUUCAUCCAGGCCACAUUCCCCAACAUGAGAACACGGGGUACCCAUAAUGCCGUGAUUCAUCGGUGGGAGCCUCAGCAGUGGUUUACUACGGAGGAGCAGAGGGAUAAGUUCGAAAACGGAGUGAGGAGCUUAGUAGAGCGCAUCCGAAGUGUCUUAAAGGAAUUAUUCUCGACAGCCCACCGACGCGGCGAGGAGCACAUGGCGCAGUCAUCUCACGGUCUUCCCUCUGUCGCAACGAUUCUCAAGAAUGAGAUUGAGAAAAUGGUACCUUCUCGCCUCCAGACCCUACGCAUGAUGACUUUUCAGCACAGCGCGGUGGACGACGAAAUUUUCAUCCAUGCAAUCCCGGACAAACCGGGCUAUGCUGACGUAACAAACCGGAGGUGGAAAGACGGAACGAGAGAGAUGAAGCUGGGAGAGGCUGAAAAGCUUCGCAUUGAUCAGCUAAGGCAAGUUCACGGCCUUGAGAAGCUUGACCAAAUGCCCCCAGAGGAGCUUCACAGACCGAAGACAUGUCGACACUGUGGUUAUCGGCCAGCAUUGUUCUACUGCUCAGCUUGUCACACGAGGUACUGCGGAGAGCUUUGCCAGAAGCAGAAUUGGCACGCUCAUGUUUUCGUGUGUCGUGUCGACAGCCGGCCGAACCAGGUCGAUUACCUCAGGCUGUUCCUACGCAGAUGGGCCCCAAAAGCAACAAUCGUUGUGAGCCGGGCCACUGUACAAGAACUCCUGGCUGAUGACGAGCUGUGCUUCACGUUCGGGUUCAACGCUUGCCUACUUGAAUCAGAAGUGCGAAAGUUGAUGACCAUAUUUCGGCAUGCUGUCCGGCAUUUCAGGCUCCGUGAGCUCCAGGAAUGGACGAGUGAGAAGAGACUCCAUCAACAAUUGCGCCACCAUCUAUCGCGAUCCUCUGGUGCCAUACAUGAGCCAGUACAGAAGGUUUUAGAGUGGUACCUGGAGCCGGGGAUCGACACCCGGAUAGACGAGGCAUGUAUUCAUCCAGUAUACCAACACCACCUGUUCGCAGUGGACUUUACUCGCCAGCUACUUGGUCCCUUGAAGGACCUGGUGCCCUUGUCAAGACGUUCGGAAAGUGCUCGUCGGGUCUUAUCUUUGUAUACAAAGCUUCUACAGCCGAUGAACAACGUCCCGGGCCCUCUCGACGAGGAGUGGCUCGAGUAUGGGUUUUGUCAAUGUCGAACCGAGGACCAGCGCCAGAAGUUGCGCCGUGCCUAUCACGUGCUGCUAAACACCACGUCCCUCGAAGAAAUAAUUGACACCGUCGAAUCUACAGGAAACCUAGCAAGUCUGAUACGACGCGACAUCAACGCUGGUAUCUCACCCCUUGCCGGUGAACACACAGCCCUUUCAUUUCCGAGGCCAAGUGAGAUAGGCGCGUACCGCUUCGUCGCUGAAGUCGGCCAUAUUUUAUCCGGGGGGUACUGCCAGUGUUUCAAGCAUCAGCACGAUGACACGAACGCUUUCUGCGCCGCACUGGGGCUUCCCAAGCGAGAUCCCGGCAGCCAUCUCUCCGUAGAUUCCGAAGUUAUAUACGGCUUCCACGCGGCCGAGGUCUGGGAGCGCUGGCAGCUGUUUAACUUUUACGCGCAUGUCUUCUCUCUGCCGAAAUUCGACCCGCGUCACCUGCAGGCGGCCGCACAGGGUACUGCUCGGAACAGUCUGGAGAUUUACCUCGAUAGCCUUGUGCCCGGGUUCCGGAUGAAGCUGUACUGCAAGUAUCGCACCGGCAUACUCUUUCCGAGGCUUGGUGGCAAGCUUAGACAUCGCGACACUAAUGAACCGAUUCAUGUGCCGGAUUACACCGUCGUGCACGACGUCACACAAUCGUUAGGGCUGACGAAUCCUUGGAGGCUUCGCUUCAUGACGGCAGAUCAAUAUGGACACGAGACGGAGAGGGAUGAUGAUAACAUAUAG